CGCUCCACUCUCUCAGACACGCGCGCACACACAUCCCGCCUGACCCGUGAGGAACAGAAAGUAAAGGUGACAGUAACAGUGUAACUGCAGUCCCCGUCCUCCAGCAGCACCGAACCCGUCGAUAUGUCUCUGUACACCGUCUCCCGGUUAUUGAGGAGCGCUCUGAGGACUCAGCUGGUCCCUGCGGCUAAUGUGUCGUCCAAACCUGCCAAACACAAUAUCAGUGCCGGGGAGCAGGCAGUAGCUAUGACAGCCAUGUUUGUGGCCAUCCUUGGUCCCUCCGGCUGGAUACUGGCUCACCUGGAGGACUACAAGAAGAAGGAGUAGAAGAAGAAGAGGGAGAGCAGAGUAUCAUUCCGGCCCAGAUGAAGAUGCAGACCAGAAGUCAUGCUGUUCUCCCUCCAGGUCCCUCACUCCGCUCCAUCUCGCUGCAGCUGAUGAGAUGUUUCUAUUGUGCACCUGUGCACCUGUGGGCCUCUACGAAUAAAUUCACUGUAUACAA
This is a messenger RNA of Dicentrarchus labrax (European seabass), 502 nucleotides long. RefSeq names its product cytochrome c oxidase subunit 8B, mitochondrial. NCBI's taxonomy places the organism in Eukaryota, Metazoa, Chordata, Actinopteri, Moronidae. Gene Ontology annotation, biological process: mitochondrial electron transport, cytochrome c to oxygen. The transcript has 2 exons. Bases 124 to 327 code for a protein of 67 amino acids. The record is from RefSeq and is a predicted model, not a curated record. Gene Ontology annotation, cellular component: mitochondrion.